AUGUCUCCAAAAACUAUCUUGCUGAUAUCACGACACGAUAUUCAAGGCGACAGCUCCAGCGCGACCAUUACUAAUUCCGAGUAUGUGGCAUCCUAUAGCUGGAUUGAGUCAAAAGCGCCUACCAUUGCCGUGCCGGGCAUCCCACCAAAGUGGAGUCCACUCGCUACACCACGACGACUUCCUAAAGACUGUGGACUGAUCUAUAUCGCCCAAAAUGCAGCGCGCCACCCUGAAAGUCCUUUGGAGCCUUUGUUCCGUGCACUCUUUUUGAUGAAACCGGAGUUUGAUGUACGCAAUGUUGAUCUCGUGAGCGAUCGGAACAACCUCCGCAAGCUCCUAACUUUUGUUGAUCCAUCAUCCAGUCGAAAUGGACUUGAGGCAUUUACCAUCAAUAUUGAGGUUCGAGGGAACACUAUUAUUUUUGCCCGGACUGAGUCAAAGACCAAAGAGGUGAUCUUACCACACGAGUUCAAGGGUUAUGGCCACGAGUUCGAGAAAGCCUACACUGAUUCCCCUAUCAAAAACAGCACCGGUCACCACCGGAUCAUCACAUACGGUUUCGCCGGCCUUAAACUGCUUGUGCGCUACGAAGUAGACGGCAAGAAGAGUUCAAAGAUGAACAAAGAGGGGGAUCUUGCUGAUCUCCUAGGGUCCAUGUCUAUUUCAGCGACUAUCGAUCCUUAUCCUCUCGUCAGCACAACGAACAAGCCAGCUACCUCUAAGCUUAUGAUCCAGGAGCAAGGUUCACAAGUGCCUGCUGAAUCCAUUCUUGAGAUCAAGACGCGCGUUGCUCACAAACUCAUCAAUGCCUCCGAUAUUGCACCUCAACUAUGGGUAUCUCAGACACCAAAGCUUGUGCGUGCUUAUCAUCGCAACGGCAUCUUUCAGCAACCACAGGUGGAGGAUAUGACCGACUAUAUUAGUGCAUGGGAGCGCAGGAAUCAGGAUAAAUUGAGGAAGUUGGCAACAUUGAUCAAGGAGAUCAUCUCCGCUGCAAAAAGGUUCGGCGGAAGUGCAGAAUUGAGAUAUGAAGGACUGGGAUACAACUUGAUGGUGAAGAAGGUUGAAAGAGAUUCAAUGUUGCCUGAUGAUCUACAUGCCCAUUGGUACAGUACCACGUCCUCCAAUGACAGCGACUAA
This is a messenger RNA of Truncatella angustata, 1140 nucleotides long. RefSeq names its product geranylgeranyl pyrophosphate synthetase. The transcript is spliced from 2 exons. The record is from RefSeq and is a predicted model, not a curated record. NCBI's taxonomy places the organism in Eukaryota, Fungi, Ascomycota, Sordariomycetes, Amphisphaeriales, Sporocadaceae. The coding region runs from base 1 to 1140 and encodes 379 amino acids.